AUGCUAAACAUGUGGAAGGUUCGGGAGCUGGUUGACAAAGCAACCAAUGUGGUUAUGAAUUACUCAGAGAUUGAGUCUAAAGUAAGAGAGGCCACCAAUGACGACCCUUGGGGACCAUCAGGACAACUAAUGAGUGAAAUUUCAAGAGCCACCUUUAUGUUCGAGCAGUUCCCAGAUGUGAUGAACAUGCUGUGGACCCGUAUGCUGCGUGACAACAAGAAGAACUGGAGGAGAGUUUACAAGUCUCUACUGCUGCUUGCCCAUUUAAUCAGAAAUGGCUCAGAGCGGGUUGUCACUAGUGCCAGAGAACAUCUUUAUGACCUGAGAUCUUUAGAAAGCUAUCACUUUAUUGAUGAGCAUGGGAAGGACCAAGGGGUGAAUGUGCGCCAGAAGGUGAAGGAGAUGGUGGAGUUCGUCCAAGAUGAUGAAAGGCUGAGGGAAGAGAGGAAAAAGGCCAAGAAAAAUAAAGAUAAAUAUGUUGGUGUGUCUUCUGAAAGUAGAGGAUACAGAGGUUACUCGGGGGACCGAUAUGACUCCAGUGAAAGCCGUAACCGGUGGGACGAUGACUGGGAGAGUAACAAAGGACAGUUUCCUUUCAGCGAUAAGUUGGGGGAGAUCAGUGAUAAGAUUGGAAGCACCAUUGAUGAUACCAUCAGCAAGUUUAGGAAGAAGGACAGAGACGACUCACCAGAUCGAUUUAGUGACAAUGAGGAGGAGCGAGGUCGCUCGUCUCAAAAUGGUAAAUCUGGCAAAGAAUUUAAAGAUGAAGAGACAGUUACCACCAAAAGUGUACAAAUCGUUCAAGCAACAGAGACUACAGCCACUCGCAAGAGAGGAGGCGUCCCAUCUAAGAAAGUGGACCUGGGGGCAGCCGCCCAGUACACAGGAGAAAAGAGCCCAAACACCACAACCAAACAACCUCAAUCAGCAGCAACACAGCCUUCGAGUAGUGGACUCGUUGACCUACUAAUGGUAGAUUCCACACCUUCACAGCCUGUUUCCACAGACUUGAUGAGUGGAUUUGCAGACUUCUCGUCACCCGCUGCUUCUGCUGGCCUUUCCGCAGGAUCCGCUACAACAGUCUCCAGUAACAACGGAGACUUUGGUGAGUGGAAUGCAUUCCCUGGUGGCCAGUUGCCAGCAUCUGCUCAGCCAGUAGACACCAGUGCUCCUUUUGGAGCUAAUAGAGCAGGUCCUGCUCUCAUACCUGCCCCAGUCACCAGUGUGGGCUCCAGUUCAUCCUCAGCAGAUCUAUUUGACUUGAUGGGGCCGACUCAGAUGUUCAAUUCCUCUCAGAGCGUCAACUUCAACAUGAACAGUUCACAGAGCCUAACUACCACAGGCCUGCCUCAGUCAAUGUCACAGCCCCUUCAGAAAAUUGGAGCACCUUUACAACCGCAGACUGCUCAGCAGGGACUCAUUUCUCAGGGUGCUCCAGCCAAAGCGUCGCUCCCUUCCACCUGGUCAGACCACUCAGUGAACAUCAGCCUCGACUUCUUGGGACCCGGCAUGCAGGCCCCCAAACAGACUCAACCCACCCUCAACACACUUCAACAAGGAAACCAGGCCAAUGCUAGUAUGCUGUCCCAAGGAUUUUCUACAAUCAGUCUUGGACCCAAUGCAGUCAGACCGCCGGUCAAUGCUAUGAUGCACCCCAGUGCUGGAAUGGGAAUGGCACCUAACCCUGGCAUGAUGGCAAUGGGUUUGCCUCUCAAUCAGCCAAUGAUUGGGAUGUCCAUGGCUUCCAACCAGGGGAUGAUGGGGAUGGGAAUGAACAUGGGAGGAGUUACAAUGGCAAUGCCUGGUGCCAUGGGAAUGGGGAUGAACGCGACAAUGGUUCAGCAAUCCAAACAUGACAGCUUCGCUGACUUUGGGAACUUUGGAAAGUGA
Molecule: messenger RNA, 1890 nt
Organism: Nerophis lumbriciformis (worm pipefish)
Lineage: Eukaryota; Metazoa; Chordata; Actinopteri; Syngnathiformes; Syngnathidae
Source: RefSeq, a predicted model, not a curated record